This is a messenger RNA of Dermacentor silvarum, 570 nucleotides long. RefSeq names its product ubiquilin-1-like. NCBI's taxonomy places the organism in Eukaryota, Metazoa, Arthropoda, Arachnida, Ixodida, Ixodidae. Gene Ontology annotation, molecular function: polyubiquitin modification-dependent protein binding. The record is from RefSeq and is a predicted model, not a curated record. Gene Ontology annotation, biological process: ubiquitin-dependent protein catabolic process. Bases 1 to 570 code for a protein of 189 amino acids. The transcript has 5 exons. Gene Ontology annotation, cellular component: cytosol.
AUGAAGCGGUCUCCACGCAGAGUGGCAAAUUAUGUGUCAUAUCGUUUCCCUUCAUUUCCGCAAGGAUUUGUUGCCACUGUAUAUAACCACUGUGGUGUAUGUGUGCAUAUCUGUGCAGACGUAGAAAAUGGUGCGACAGUACAUCUUGUGUCAAAGUCUGCCUUGGCUGUGGCUCAUCAGCUUUCUGAAGUGCCACCAAACCCAGAUGGCAACGAUGGAAGGUGUGUACAGGACUUGGCAGGCAUUUUUGUCAACAGCGCUGUCUUUAGGGACCUUCAGCCCCGCAUUUUAGUGGAGAUGUUGAAAGACCCUCGGUGUGUGCAGUUUCUGAUGAAAAAUACGCAGCUUCAGGCUCACUUCUCAAACCCAGAACGCAUGCAGGCGCUAGUCGCCAAAAACCCGCAACUUCAAGAACUAUUAAAGGGUAACCAAGACAUCAUUCAGUUGGUGACAAACCAGGCGGUGCUCCGUGACACGGUAAAAAUGCUCCAAAACCCACCAACGCUGACAGAGUUUCAAGACAGAAGCUUGCGACGAAUUGAGGCAUGGCCUAGUUCUAAUGUUUGCUGA